Hevea brasiliensis (rubber tree) is the source of this 1305-nucleotide messenger RNA. Its product is annotated as dihydroceramide fatty acyl 2-hydroxylase FAH1. The record is from RefSeq and is a predicted model, not a curated record. Gene Ontology annotation, molecular function: fatty acid 2-hydroxylase activity; iron ion binding. The transcript has 8 exons. Gene Ontology annotation, biological process: lipid biosynthetic process; fatty acid metabolic process. Gene Ontology annotation, cellular component: endoplasmic reticulum; membrane. Lineage: Eukaryota; Viridiplantae; Streptophyta; Magnoliopsida; Malpighiales; Euphorbiaceae. Bases 344 to 1057 code for a protein of 237 amino acids.
UAUGAUCUCUUCACUGCGACCACUACUUGUGUCUCUCUCUCAAUAGCGAACGCGAAAAGCAAAAAAGCCCAAAGAGAGAAAACAACAAAAGCACCGCAACUCCGCUGUGGUUGUGGUGGUUUUGUUUUUCUAUAAAGAAUCCCGCAAGGACCCAAUAACAUUUCUGCGAGUGGGAAGCUUCUCGCGUGUUGUUCCCUGCUCUUUCUUGUCAAAUUUUAGUAAUUACAUCGGUUCCCAUCAGCAAAUUUGAGACAUAAUUUCACCAACAUUUACAGAGGCAUGAAAAGGGGGUCCGGAAAAGACAGUUACUAAGAAGUUUAAAAUUACAUGAUAAAGUGCCGGGAUGGUUGCACAGGGCUUCACUGUUGAUCUCAAUAAGCCUCUUGUCUUCCAGGUUGGUCAUCUGGGAGAAGCUUAUGAGGAAUGGGUUCACCAGCCCAUUGUAAGCAAGGAGGGCCCUCGAUUUUUUGAGAGUGAGUUUUGGGAGUUCCUGACUCGUACAGUCUGGUGGGCAAUUCCAGUUAUUUGGCUGCCAGUUGUAUGCUGGUGCAUCUCAAUGUCUGUACAAAUGGGCCACACACCUUCUGAGAUAGCCUUAAUGGUGGGUUUUGGCAUUUUUAUCUGGACAUUGUUGGAAUACAGUUUACACCGCUUCCUUUUCCACAUCAAAACAAAGAGUUAUUGGUGGAACACCAUACACUAUCUUCUUCAUGGCUGCCAUCAUAAGCACCCUAUGGAUGGUUUGCGGCUUGUUUUUCCUCCAGCUGCUACAGCUGUUCUGUGUGUGCCAUUCUGGAACUUGGUUCAACUUAUAUCCACUCCCUCAAUUGCUCCUGCUCUGUUUGGAGGUGGUUUAUUGGGUUAUGUUAUGUAUGAUUGCACUCAUUACUACUUGCAUCAUGGUCAGCCUUCAAGUGGAGUACCAAAAGAUCUCAAGAAAUACCACUUGAAUCAUCACUUCAGGAUCCAGAAUAUGGGAUUUGGAAUUACUUCGUCGCUAUGGGACAAGGUGUUUGGAACACUUCCUCCAGUGAAAGUGGUUGAAAAGAGUAGAUAAUUUAAUUUGGAGGUGCAGCAUUACUAGUGAGGGUCAGGGUCGGUGGAUUUGAAGCAUCAUCAUUACUUGAUUCCCAAACAUUAUUUCUUCUUCAAUCAAUUGAUUUAUAGUAAUGUUAAUCAAAAUGGAGACCAGGGUUUUACCAUGUUUGUGGAUAUUAUGAAUUUGGUGGUGUCAUUUUCCUAUGAGAAAUCCUGUGUAAAUUAGUUUGCCAGUUAUUGGUGAAGAGAAAAAGUUCCAUUCGUCAA